This is a messenger RNA of Caenorhabditis elegans, 1332 nucleotides long. RefSeq names its product Large ribosomal subunit protein mL38 (gene mrpl-38). Bases 3 to 1244 code for a protein of 413 amino acids. The record is from RefSeq and is marked reviewed. The transcript is spliced from 5 exons. Lineage: Eukaryota; Metazoa; Nematoda; Chromadorea; Rhabditida; Rhabditidae.
CGAUGAGUGCCGCUCAAUACGCUCGGCUUGUGCCGAAAAAGUAUCGUUCCAAGACCCUUCCGAAGAUCGACCGCCCGUGGAGGCCACGUGUCAUCGCGUGGGCCGGACCGGCGGCCUUCUACCCGAACAGAUUCUACGAGGUCGACAAAUGGUACAAAGCGCGCAUCGAUAAGCCGGAAAAGCUUCCAGAAAUGCACAUUAUUGAGCCAGCCGAGCACAUGAAGUCGUUGAAGGUGUUAAUGCAAAAAUCUGAAAUCGAGCAAAUCAAUAUUGGAUUCAAACGGCGUGAGGUGGCGGGAAAAGCUGAAAAAUCGGCAGAAGAUCGUAUAGAAUUGGAGAGAAAAUCACGACAUAUGCAAUUAAAAAUCGACAUUGACCAUCUGGACGUGGAAAAUCUCUCGAUCUACCGUCAUUUCCAAGUCUUUGACCAUCUUUUCGGCGAUAAUAUUUUCUUUGAAAACGUCCAAAAUCUUCAAGUUAACUUUGAGAACGACAUUGUAGUUCACAGUGGAAAUGUGAUCACCGCCAAUUCUACACUGAAAAGACCAGAAAUCACGAUUGAAAGUGUCGGAAAUGGCGGCGGUUUUAACACACUUUUAAUGAUAAAUCUCGAUGGAAAUGCGUUGGAUUUGGGGAAAAAUGGAGAAAUUGUUCAAUGGAUGAUAUCGAAUAUUCCUGAUGGAGAAGCUAUUAGCGCUGGAAGCGAAAUUAUCGAUUAUCUACAACCUCUGCCAUUUUAUGGAACAGGAUAUCAUCGAGUGGCUUUUGUGCUUUUUAGACACGAAAAACCCGUGGAUUUUCAGAUUCAGGGAAACUCCCUGGACACCCGAAUCCAUGAAAUCUCGAAAUUCUACAAAAAACACGAGGCCACAAUCACGCCGUCGGCAAUCCGUUUCUUCCAAACUUCCUACGACAAUAGUGUCAAAAUGGCUCUUCACGGGCUCGGAAUGACGUCACCACUCUACGAAUAUGAGCACAGACCGGCUCUGAAGCCGGCUCAACGAGAAUUUCCCGAAAAACCGCAGCCAUUCGAUUUGUAUUUGGAUAUGUAUCGAGAUCCGAAAGAAGUCGAGCAAGAGAUGCUUGAAAAAAGAUUGGCAGAAGUGAAAUUGGAUUAUGUUAAGGAACCAAAAUGGGUGGACACUGACUACGUGGAGAACAAGAAGAAGCUGCCGGCUUGGCUUCAUGCCAAGAAGCUGGAACGUGACGGAGUCGGCCACGCCAAGUAUCAUAAUGAUUUGUAAUUGUGUAGAGAGAGAAGAUAGUUUUAGUGUGUGUGUUGUUUCUGUUGGAUUUGUUAUUAUUCUCUUUAAAAUUAAAAUUUUGAACUUG